Molecule: messenger RNA, 862 nt
Organism: Cornus florida
Lineage: Eukaryota; Viridiplantae; Streptophyta; Magnoliopsida; Cornales; Cornaceae
Product: organelle RRM domain-containing protein 6, chloroplastic
Exons: 4
Coding region: 70-570 (166 amino acids)
Biological process (GO): cytidine to uridine editing; chloroplast mRNA modification
Cellular component (GO): chloroplast
Molecular function (GO): RNA binding
Source: RefSeq, a predicted model, not a curated record
GUGAAAGUUGAAACAGUUAUCGUUGUUAUCUAAUCCUCCUCUUCUUCUCUCUGCUUGAUUUGGAGAUCGAUGGCAAUGGCAGCAAGAGUUGUCACUGUUUCUCAUGCCUGGACAUCAUCAACUCAGAGAAAAAGACAAUAUUGUCCUCUGCAUAUUCAUAGUCCCAGAACCUCCUUAUCUUUAGGUUUCAAUCGAUCCCAAUCUCGACUCCGAUACAAUGGUUUCGCUGUUGUAGCGUGUGUUACUUCUCCUUCUUCAUCGCCAAAGACUACUUUCAAUCCCUCUGCCAAGCUCUAUGUCAGCGGUCUCUCAUUCCGUACUACUGAAGAGAGCUUGAGAAAUGCUUUUCAAAACUUUGGCCAACUCAUUGAAGUGAAUCUGGUGAUGGAUAGAAUAGCGAAUAGACCAAGGGGCUUUGCUUUCCUGCGUUAUGCGUCCGAAGAGGAAUCUAAGAAAGCCAUUGAGGGAAUGCAUGGGAAGUUUCUGGAUGGCAGGGUAAUAUUUGUUGAGGUUGCAAAGCCCAGAUCUGAGCUCCGCCAAGGCUAUAAGCAAAACACAAGACAGUAUUGAUGAGCUAGAUACACCAUUGUCUAGCAUUUAGAUUGAAUGCGAUGGAGUGCAAAGAUAAAGCCUUGCUCCCAAGGAUCACGUUGUUAGACAUGUAAACUAAUUUUUGUAAAUCUCUCUCUAAAAUGAGUACUGUUAUUAUGUAUUGCUUAUCAAAAUGAACUGCUAAUUAGGAUCCUCUCGUGCAACAGUUUAAUAUUGUUGAGAUAUAUAUACUGCACGGUUCUGUAUCACUAUAUUAUGACUAUCUUUUAAUGAGAGGUUAUGGAUGGAGAGGUGUACCAGGCUUUAUCAA